Molecule: messenger RNA, 1410 nt
Organism: Ipomoea triloba (trilobed morning glory)
Lineage: Eukaryota; Viridiplantae; Streptophyta; Magnoliopsida; Solanales; Convolvulaceae
Exons: 2
Coding region: 23-1273 (416 amino acids)
Molecular function (GO): protein binding
Source: RefSeq, a predicted model, not a curated record
UCGCCCUGAGGACGCGAAGUCGAUGAAAUUCUCAGACCCUUCCGAUUUCUCCAUCUUCAAUAAUCUGGGCGAGGGUUUGGUAGUUGAAAUCCUGGCGAGGCUCCCCAGCAGCAGAGCAGCUAUCCAAUUGAAAUUGGUGUGCAAGAGCUGGUGUUCUCUAAUCUCUUCUCACUAUUUCAUUACUGUUUUCAAUCACCGCCGCCAUGACCUAAUUCAUCCCUCAUCGUCUGGCUGCUUUAUAUUCCAAUCUGUAGUUGACCCCAAUUUGAGAAUGCUUCGCUGGGGAUACACCCACGCAGGCGACUUCCACAGCCCCGAUUUCAGUUUCCUUCCCUGUCCUCAAAGCAGCAUUAGAUUGAAGGCUUCGUGUGCUGAUUUAAUUCUAUGCUCGACCCGAACCUCGACCUCCCACAUAUUCCAACCCGUAUUCUAUUAUGUCUGUAAUCUGCUAACCAAGCAGUGGGCUGCUCUUCCUCCUGCCCCCCAAUUCCAAUUAGAACCCGGAGGAUAUGUCGGAUUUCCCACUGGCUUCCUUUGCGUUCCCGCGCCCUGUUCCCUUUGCAGCACCCAAUGUGUUGUAGGUCAAAACAAUAAUUUUAUGGUGGUUCGAAUUUGUGUUAUUCCAGUUCCUUUAAUCCAUCCACAGUUCGAUUUCAAAGCUCAUCUCUUCUCCUCUGAGAAAGGUGAAUGGAAAAGUGUUGUGAUUUCAUCGCCGCGGGCCAUAAGGUUUCGAGUCCGUUAUUCUGCAACUCUUGUCCCCUAUAAAGGGAUGCUACAUUGGCUGAUUUCUGGGGUUGUUCUCGUGUAUGAUCCCUAUAAUUGUCCCGAAACAUUUUGUCGUGUGAUUGAUACGCCAGCUGAUAUUGAUAAUAUGAUGGCUGGGGUGUCGGAGCGAGAGCAACGCUUCCGAACCAUGGGAUUAUUUCAGGAUCGUCUUCGUGUAACACAUGUUUGGCGUUCAGUAUAUUAUAUAUGGGAGCUGGAGGACUAUAACAUGGGGAAGUGGAGUUUGGUGCACAAGAUUUCCUGUAGAGCAACUGCCAUCUCUGGUCUCUGGUCCCUCCCUAAUCAUCCCCCUAAUCUUGAUCCUAAAACUAGAGACACAGGGUUUUCCUACAUAGAUGGGAAUACUUUUUGUUGGACCAAUUCUUCUGUGUGGUGGAUUGCUAAAGGGAUGGUCCAUUGGAUUCCUCAUCAGUGCUGGCCAACACCAGUACCACCCCUAACUGCCUGCACAAUUCAAAAUAAUGAAAAUACUUUCAAGAAUUCAUAGAAAAAAGGUGAAGGGUAGAUAUAGAGUUUUCUCACCUCCUCCCCAUUAUCUCUAUUCGGAAAAAAAACAUUUGGAGGUUUUUUUGUUUUUCCUUGUUUCAUUAAUUUUAUAUGGUAGAUUGGUAGGUAUUAAUCUAA